This is a messenger RNA of Xyrauchen texanus (razorback sucker), 3137 nucleotides long. RefSeq names its product heparan-sulfate 6-O-sulfotransferase 1-A. The transcript has 3 exons. Lineage: Eukaryota; Metazoa; Chordata; Actinopteri; Cypriniformes; Catostomidae. Gene Ontology annotation, molecular function: heparan sulfate 6-sulfotransferase activity. The coding region runs from base 375 to 1673 and encodes 432 amino acids. Gene Ontology annotation, cellular component: membrane. The record is from RefSeq and is a predicted model, not a curated record.
UAUCAACCGCGGGCGUCGACAAGAACCUAAAUAUUUCAUAUCGUUUUUGAGCAAGUCUGGAGCGCGUGUGUGUUGGGAAAGUGGGUGUCGCUGUGCACGCGGGUGGAGGAGCUUCACACCGAUGUGUCGAGGACUUUAAACACACUGUAGCCUGCACAAACACACACUGUGUCAUACAGUGGUGGAAGGAGAGAGACCGUCCUGUACUGGAUCAUAUCCUGCAACGCUCCUGAUACAAUGCGUCCGAUUAUUUACUUUCUGCCACAAUGUGUCUGAAUAUUUACUUUCCGCGCGCGCUGCUCUGACCACGGUGUGUUUACAUGGAGACCGCGUAUCAGCACCCUCAAAAACAGUCAACCGGGAAAUGGUAACACAUGAACCUCCUCACUGGAAGGAACAUGGUUGAGAUGAGCAGUAAAUUUCUGUUCAUCGUGGUCGGCUCGGUUCUGUUCAUGCUGAUUUUGUAUCAGUACGUGGCUCCGGGGAUGAUGAACUUCGGCUCUCCGCACGGGUACUUGCUGGAAGACGAUGCUGAUCUCUUCCCGACUCCUGAUCCACAUUACGUGAAGAAAUACUAUUUCCCCAUCCGAGAUCUGGAGCGGACGGUGGAUUUUGAAAUCAAAGGAGAAGAUGUGAUCGUGUUCCUCCACAUCCAGAAGACCGGCGGAACCACAUUCGGCAGGCAUCUGGUCCAGAAUGUGAGGCUGGAGGUUCCGUGCGAUUGCAGACCGGGACAGAAGAAGUGUACCUGUUACCGACCCAAUAGGAAAGAGACCUGGCUCUUCUCGCGGUUCUCCACCGGUUGGAGUUGUGGCUUACACGCGGACUGGACCGAGCUGACCAACUGCGUUCCGGGGGUUUUGAACAAAAAGGAGAACAGGAUGAAAAACCAAAGCUCCAAAACUGAGCCCUCAAUGGACAGAGUUAAGGAGCCAACCUUACGGAGCUGGAAGUUCUACUACAUCACUCUGUUACGGGACCCUGUGUCUCGCUACCUAAGCGAGUGGAGGCAUGUCCAGCGUGGGGCCACAUGGAAAACCUCCCUGCACAUGUGCGAUGGGCGAACACCCACACCCGAGGAGCUGCCACCCUGCUACGAGGGCACCGAUUGGUCGGGCUGCACACUACAGCAGUUCAUGGACUGUCCGUACAACCUGGCGAACAACCGACAGGUGCGCAUGCUAGCUGACCUCAGCCUGGUGGGCUGCUACAACAUGUCGUUUAUCCCAGAAAAGAAACGCGCCCAGAUAUUACUAGAGUCCGCGAAAAAGAACCUCCGUGACAUGGCCUUCUUCGGAUUAACCGAAUAUCAGCGCAAAACGCAGUACUUGUUCGAACGGACUUUCCACCUCAAGUUCAUCCGGCCCUUCAUGCAGUACAACAGCACGCGGGCCGCUGGUGUCGACCUGGAUAAUGAUACAGUUCAACGUAUCGAGGAGCUUAACGAUUUGGACAUGCAAUUGUACGACUAUGCCAGGGAUCUUUUUCAGCAGCGCUACAUGUACAAGCGGCAACUUGAGCGAAGAGAGCAACGUCUGAAGAACCAGCCCGCGCUUUUUCCUUUUCGACGGAUGGCCAGCUCCGAUCCUAUAUCCAAGGACGAUGCGACGGAGUCUGAAGCUUUGCGCUUGCCCACAGAGGACUACAUGAAUCACAUUAUCAACCGCUGGUAGCAGAGCUGGGGGGAGGGGAAUGGGAAAUACUGGUUGAUGAGGAGAAAACGGCUUCAAUCCCCAGAUCAAGUUAAGCAGGUGACAAAAACAGAGACAUAAAAUAGACUGGUCUUUAGCGCCACCACCUUGUCCUUAAAUACAAGUCAAAUACGGCCCUCCCCCCUUCUGUUAUGCACCAGGAUAUCUCUGUCUCUGCAAGGGAGGGCUAGAAUUGUGGGAAACACUGGCGCAGUGUUUGCCAUGAAGACUUUGUUUGCCAGAUGUCAGAAAUAAGACUGACUAACUUAAAGCACUGAGCCGGAAGACUUCAAUGGGCCUAAUCACCCAAUGAAGAAAAAGAGAAAACAAAUGUAAAGAUUAUGGGAAUUAUAUUCACUGCAGAUUUUAAAAUAAUGAACAGAAUUAAAUUGUAUAGAGGUAUUUGCUUAAAUGUCUGCUGCCAUUUCAGCCAUGAAUUUGUGACAGUCUGUCUCUUUAUGUUUUAGUUUAUAAUGCUCUUAUUUGUUUUGAUUAUUUUUAAAGGGAUUUUUCCUUCCCUCAAAGAGGUAUACUCACAGCACUGAGACCAACAGAGCUGCCUAACAGUUAGUGGAUGCAAUUUAUUAGCUUUUCAGAAUCAAUGUUGACUUGAAAAGGUCUGUUCUAUUAUCUUGUUUUGUAUUUUUGCAUCGGUCGCAAAUUUCAACGCACAGACAGGAUGUGGACCAUAGCCAUUAUUUAAAGCUUUCAACAUACUGGAUGAGACACCCAUUAGAUAAGUGUACUAAUAUAAUCUUACAGAAUGUGAGAGCACACCUCAAUUGGUGGCAUUUCAUUUGUCCAAUCUGACAGAUGUCUUGCCCGAUGCUCUUGGCCGAGACAAAUUCUAGCUUGACAUGGCACCAAGCCUAAGAAUACAAUCUAGGCCAUUUCUUAGUAGCUGAGUUGUGGCUGUUGUCUUAUGCCUAAAGGGAGCAAGUGGAGACCCAAAGGGAUUAGCUUUGUGUUUCUGAGCUUCUAGGACUGGGUGAUAUACCUAAAAAAAAAAUAUUGUAUCUCAAUAUUUUUCAACCUUUUGUUGAUAUUCGAUAUACUGCCCAGCCCUAGUGUGUGUAAUAGAGAGCUCAUGAAGCCAAAAAGCAAAAGGAAGGAGCAGAAGGCCGCAAAUGCAGCCAAUAUAUAUGUCACCAUUCUCAAUUCUCAUAGAUGAAUCAUUAUUUUGAAUGCAAGUGGAUAAGGAAUGUCUGUAUGUGUAUAUACAAUGUUUUAAAUAACUGUCCUACAGUAAGUAUGCAAGUGUGUUUGGGUUACCAAACUUGUAUACAAGUAUUCAUGAAUAUCUGUAUGAGUGUGUGUGUGUGUGUGUGUGUGUGUGUGUGUGUGUCUCAUGACCAAUCUCUUGCCAUGGUCAUCAGGGACUGAAGCCAGUAAAGGGACAAGAAAGAUGUCACAUGUCUCCCCUUAUGCAAAUCUUUGUGAACUCUG